CUAGACACACCAACUUUUGUUUUCCAGCUUCUCUCUCUCCUCCGCUUUCUCUCUCUAAAACCCAAGUGGGGGAUCCGUCGUACAAUUCAAAACAACCUUGUCGGCUAAAGACGUUAUUCAUCGUAUUUAAAUGCUGAUUAGCAUUUCCCUGAUCAUUAUAAUCACGUAUUUUUAUUGUUACUUUUUUAUUCUCCGUAUCACCUUUCUUAAGUUUUCAUUUGUCACCCAUUGCUCCUCUCUCUCUCUCUCUCUCUCUCUCUGUAAUUUUUCUUGCCAUUUUAUAUAGUAAAGGUUCGAGUUUCGGUGUAUAUUAUAGUACCCAGAAAGCUACUCUGCCUUUUACACUGCUUUUUCGAUCUCUGGUGCAGCUUCUGCUGUUUGGGGCAUCAGAAUCUGUCGUUGUUUCUUGAUUUGGCUGCUGAUGCAGGGGCCAAGCCUCGUGAAGAUGCUAGUGCUUUUGCUCUUGCUUCUCCCAUUGAGCAAUGCUGACAAAAUUGUUAGCGAAGGGAGUGAGAGACAGUGCAAGUAUAAGCCAGAACUAGAAAACAGACCACAUAGUGUGUCUGUUGUAGAGUUUGGUGCCAUUGGGGAUGGAAAAACAUUGAACACUGUUGCCUUCCAGAAUGCAAUUUUCUAUGCCAAAUCCUUUGCUGACAAGGGUGGUGCUCAGUUGUAUGUGCCACCAGGAAGAUGGCUUACUCAAAGCUUUAAUCUUACCAGCCACCUCACGCUCUUUCUGGCAAAGGGUGCCAUCAUUCUUGGCUCUAAGGAUAUAUCUCACUGGCAAAUCGAUGAACCCCUUCCUUCAUAUGGUCGAGGACUUGAACUUCCAGGAGGAAGGUAUAGAAGCUUAAUAAAUGGAUAUAAGUUGCAAGAUGUGAUAAUAACAGGUGACAAUGGAACCAUUGAUGGACAGGGCUUGGUUUGGUGGGACUAUUUCACCUCACAUUCCUUAAAUUAUAGCCGUCCCCAUCUUGUUGAAUUUAUUGGUUCCAAGGAUAUUGUGGUGUCAAACCUUACUUUCCUGAAUGCUCCUGCAUUUAAUAUUCAUCCAGUAUAUUGCAGCAAUCUGCUAGUUCAGAACGUUUCUGUCUAUGCUCCACCCAAAUCACCUUACACUGUUGGCAUUGUCCCAGAUUCUUCAGAUAAAGUAUGCAUAGAGAACUGCGACAUCAGUGUAGGUUACGAUGCCAUUGCACUCAAAAGCGGCUGGGAUGAGUAUGGGAUCGCCUAUGGCAGACCCACAACAAGCGUGCACAUCAAACAUGUCCACCUACAAGCAUACUCCGGUGCUGCUCUUGCCUUUGGAAGUGAGAUGUCUGGCGGCAUUUCAAAUGUCCUCGUGGAGCACCUCCACCUCUACGAGUCACUCUGUGGGAUCGAGUUCAGAACAACAAAAGGUAGAGGGGGAUACAUCGAAGAGAUCAUUAUAUCCAACGUUGAGAUGAAAACUGUGCGUGUAGCAUUUGGUGCAACGGGUCAAAUUCGCUCUCAUCCAGACGACCACUUUGAUCCAUCUGCGCUCCCAGUUUUGCGCCAGAUCACCCUGCAGAAUGUUGUCGGCACAAGCAUCGGCCUUGCUGGCUACUUCACCGGAAUUCAGGAAUCUCCCUUCACUUCCAUAUGCCUGUCCAACAUCUCCUUAGGUAUCAAUUCUUGCUCUCCUACAUGUUGGAUCUGCACAAAUGUCUUGGGAUCCUCUCGGUUUGUGUUCCCUGAACCGUGCCCUGAUCUCGGGAGCUCCUUCCCCAACUCUUCCCUGGCCUGCUUCUCCCGACUGAAUCCCGAUAGCGGCACCGCAGCUUCAGCUUUAUGAAACCGUUUCCCAGUUCCAGAACUCUGAUCCAGUCAAUGUAUAAGGUGGAAAGCUGAAGUGUGAUAAACCCGUUACAGUUUACAGUCCUGGCCAGCCAGAAUGCUUUGUUUCUGCAUCUUCCCAAUUCCCAUUUCGUUUCUUCGUGUUCUAUUUUAAUGUUUCCAGUUGCUCAUUGUGUACAGUCAUCAUUCCUUCAUUCCUGUGGUAAAGCAGUUUUGGUAGUUGUGGUCUUUUCUUGUCAAGUUGCUGCAUUACAGUGUUGUAAACCCUCAGCAUCUAUAGAUUUGAAGUUGGGUUUCUGUUGAAUUACAUUUGACCGGAGUUCUUGGUAUAUAAAGUUGAAAUCGAGUAAAGAACUCUGUUAAAUCCUUCAUUAUUCGCCUUGAUUUUCAGUUCUGCAUUUGCGAAGCUUCAUUAAUAGAAGAACGUUACUUAAUUACUCAAAAAGAAUCCCCCCUUAAGGAUUGCAUCAUCACAUCAUAUUAGCAACCUUUAGCCAAUUUAUCCUUUCUAAACAAAAGGUUACCUUACGAUGGAACCUUAAAUAUCGACCUCAGUGCAUCCGGCCCAUUCAAAAUACGAACCCGUAACGAAAGUUGCAAGACAUUUAGGCUUCGGAAACUUAAGACUAAAGGUUUGGCGGGGCGCGCCAGGCCAGGGCAGUGGUGCAACGCCAAGGCGACGCUCGAGUGACCACAGUAGCAAGCUACCGCCAACGGCCCUCCCCCUCAAAAAAUUAAUUUAAUAUCAUGUGGGCCGAUGACCCACGUAUCAGAUAUUAAACUGAUAAGAACAGAUACUACACUUGAUCUUAGCCAAAAGGCCGAGAAAGGUAUGCUCUUCCAUCCUUCCGCCUGGCUUUCUUAUUCCGCUCUUUCUGUUUCCUCCUCCUCGUUACAGGUCGAUGUGGGACACACGUAGCAUCAAACACUCACAUAUCUGCAGUUAAUUAAGCUAAAGCUACGGACAAAACUUGGAUCAUUCUGAA
Messenger RNA from Diospyros lotus (date-plum), 2804 nucleotides. RefSeq names its product probable polygalacturonase. Gene Ontology annotation, molecular function: polygalacturonase activity. The coding region runs from base 422 to 1816 and encodes 464 amino acids. Lineage: Eukaryota; Viridiplantae; Streptophyta; Magnoliopsida; Ericales; Ebenaceae. Gene Ontology annotation, biological process: carbohydrate metabolic process. The record is from RefSeq and is a predicted model, not a curated record. The transcript has 6 exons.